This is a messenger RNA of Dimorphilus gyrociliatus, 7940 nucleotides long. The record is from the annotation of a GenBank genome assembly. Lineage: Eukaryota; Metazoa; Annelida; Polychaeta; Dinophilidae.
AGUUUUGUUUAAGGAAUGGCGCAAGAAACUCUUUGUAUUGGAGACCAUGUUUGCCUUUUCUCUGAAGAGUCUUCUGGUUACGUCUUUUCUUAUUUAUCGAGUUCGAUCCACACCGAUGUUGGCGUAAGAUCCCACGACUCGAGGCAGAAACCCAAGGUCGCCGACCCUAAUAGCAUCGCUUUCGAGUUAUGUAUAGUUAAUCGUUAUAAGUUCAACAAAAAGUAUAGAACGGCGCAAGCGAAUGAUCGUCUCUCUGAUGUCGAUUCCAAAGCAAAAUUGGCUCAACUUCAAUUGGCAGCCGAGGCUGAAAAUGAGGACAACACAAAUGAAGAAAAAAGGCAGUUUGGUAGAAAAGUUCUGUAUGGUCAAAUGAUUCAAUUGAAGCACGUGUUCACUCAAAAAUAUCUUCAUGUGAGCACAAAGACAACGUCAACAACGGAAUCAGGGAGCAUGCAAGUUUUCCUCUCACCAUUUAAUGCAAAGAAUGCUCACUUCAGAAUAAUGCCCAGAUAUAAGGUGAAAGCUGAAGGCGAUAUAGUUCAAGUUGAAGAUCAAAUAGUCCUUGAAUCAAUCAAGUCACCUGGUCAAUUCCUUCACGUUAGCAAAUCUAAAUUACCAUCGAAAUCGGUUUACAAGGAAUGUUUGGAAUUAAAUCUAUCAGUUCGACAAUCAGGAUUUAGGAUAUUGAGAAGGUAUAAGCCUGGUAAGAAAGAUACGGAUUUAGCGUAUCUAAAAGCUGGAGAACCAGUUAGAUUAUUUCACAAGGAAAUAGAGGCUUACCUGUGUGCUGAAGGACUUUUCAAUGAUGAAAUAAGCGAAGAUGUUCAUCUUCGAAUAAGACCGGUUGAUCAGAAUAAUCCAAAAACCCUAUUUCCUUCAUCAUCGGCAAUAAACUAUUGGCAAAUAGAAUUGAUAUCCGGUUGUAUUGAUGGUUCAAUAAUUAAAUGGGAGCAACAAUGUCGAAUAAAGCAUAUGUGUACAAGAUCUUAUUUAAAAGUCGAUCAAAAGAAAGUAUCUCUAACAAAUAAUUCCGAAGAUCCAAAAACAGUAUUUAGACUACACGCAGUUAUGUUGGAACAAGACAAUAUUCAAUACGAAACUUAUUGCAGAAUAGAACACGUAGUAAGCGGUCAUUGGCUACACGCAGGCCAAGAUGAAUAUAAGAGAAAAAAGAAUGUUGGUAGCGAUGCUGAUGGAACGUCAAUGGCUAGCUUAAAAUGGACAACUGCAAAAUUAAAUCAUAUUGAAGCGAUUAACGAAAUGCAGUACGAUGAUGCAUUUACACUACAAAAGGUUGAAGAUGAGCACUGUCAUAACUUUUACUUUGUGGCUGGAAUGGUGCCUUGUAUACAGAAAUUGAUUGAAAAUAAAAAGGCGGGAGUGAAUAUAACUUUGAAAGAUAGUCAAGAAAUGGUUGCAACUUUGGAUGAGCUUAAAAAGUUUAUGAUUGUUAAUUCCGAACCUGAUAAGAAUAGGCAAAAGCUAAUGCGAAAUUUAAGAAUUGUUGAACUACUCGUCAACUUGUUACAACUUCCAUGUAGAGGAUCAAGCGAUCAGAGAUUUUUGAUUAAGGUGUUUGUUGAAUGUUACGAUCUUUUGUAUACCUAUUUAAUGGGAAAUAGUAGAAAAAAUGAGCUAUAUAUAGCUAAACAUAUAUCUUUCUUCGAAAGUCAAAUUUCGUUUGAAGGACCUGUUGGAUUAAAUGCCGCUCACAUGGUUAUGGAAUUGAUUAAGGAUAACAGAAAGAUUGUUGAUCGUAUUACUAUUACUCAUAUUGAUCAAUUUGUUUCCUUAUUAAAGAAGAAUAAGAAUUAUCGUUAUUUGGAUUUGCUAAGUGUCUUAUGCGUAUGUGACGGCGUUUCUAUUCCCGACAAUCAAAAUCAUAUAACUAAAAGAUGGUUGAUGGAAGGCGAUAAAAAUUGUGUAUUUUACACAGAUUUAGGACAAAAGAUUGGAAAGGAUUCGAAUGUUGUUUACGUAUCGGCAAAUAAACAGAGAACUUGGACUCCUUUGGUAGAAUUUGUUGAAAUUCAUAAAAACGAUGAAGAUAUACUAUUCCUCGAACAUCAGUUAGAUCUUUUCGGAAAAUUAUGUUACGGUAGGAAUGAAUUUCCGAUGAAAAUUAUUACUGAAGAGUUAAACUAUUUAACGUGGGAAGAAGCCUAUCUUUGCCUUAGUAACGAAGAAUUACCUGAUCAAUUAAGAGCCAAAUAUUGCCAUUUAAUUAUAGCCUUAUUUAUCGAUGUUGGUAAAAAUGUUUCUCUACUAGAUAGAAUUAAUUUAACGUACGUUUAUGACGAUUUGGAUGAUGAUGACGUAUUGAGUGAAGAAGACCUGCCUACAAGUGGAACUGAACAUUUUGAACAGCUACACAAUUGGUUGUCAAAGUUUUUUGAUAGGAACCAAGAUAUGACCGCUUCCUUGAUAGGACAUAAUAUCUUAAUUGAACAAGUUAUGAGAUUGGUACACUAUCUCGUUAGAUUUGGAUAUUAUAAGAAAAGAGAGGACGUCAAAGCUCUAUUGACUCCCUUCCUAAACCUAUUGGAUGGACGAAAUGAUAAACCAUAUGAAAUUCCCGCCGGAGGAAGUAUUCCAAAUGAAGUGAUGAAACGUUACCGUAAUGAUUUAAGAUAUAAGCAGAGUCCUGAAUCUAAAGCAAUUGCCGAUGCUAAAGUACAAGCAAUAAAAGUACUCGAUCUCUUCUUUAAUUAUCAAUUCAAUUUGAGACUUAAAAGAUUUGUUAGAGAAUUCAAAAUAGUUUAUACUGAAGCGAAUAAGCCUGAUUCUAAUCCAGAACUUGGACAACUUUUGUACGAAAAUUAUGACUUUUUAGAGAAUUCAGGAACGAAUCAUUCGGCACUGAGACGACUUAAAGAUCUUUUCAACGAAUCUUCCUUUUUUAAAGGACUCGGGAUUGAUGUAAUUGAACUGUUUAAAGAUUUAUCCUUAUACAAUUACGACCCUAUGGUUGUUGGUUCCAUGUCUUUAAUUAAUCGAUAUUUCUCAGGCCAUGAUAAUUUAUUCAAAAGAGCAGUUCAAGCUCAAAUUCUCAUCAAUGAACAUUCUUGCCAAAUUUUAAAAAAUGUCAACCAGUUAUUGCCAGUAAUGAGAAGACUUACAGCUUCUAAAAUGACAGUUGAACAGACUACAGAAAUGAAUAUUAUUCUAAAUAAGCUGAUAGAAUUUUGCUCUUUAGAUAACGAACCGGAAGAACCUCAUCCGAUGAAUCAAACAAUAUUAUAUAAUCAUGGAAUUCUAUCGGACGUAUUUUCAAUUUUUGCACAGCAAAUUGAUGCAAAAUUAAUGGAGCAAUAUUCUGGAAUUAAGCAGAUUUUUGAGAAUAGUUUUGUUCUCCUAAAAUCCUUAGCUAGGGGAAAUGCAACAGUACAACAAAGACUAUUCGAUCGUCUUGACAAACUCUUGGAAAUUGAAGGUGCAGAACCGCAAUUGGCCGACGCAUUAGUUGAAGUUUUUACAGGAAACAAGACUAAUUGUAUGAAAAUCUUAUCUUAUCAAAUUCAAAAGAUCAUGUCUAUUGUCGCUAAACAUAAGGCGAACUCUCCUCAAUUUUUGGAUCUAUUAAACGCUGUUGUAAAAGUAGAAGAAUUGAAUUUGCCUUUGAAACGUAAUCAAUCUUAUGUAAUGAAAUAUUUCAUGCAAUAUCGAUCCGAGGUUGCCUAUAUUGUUGAUCAACCAGCCGAGAAUAGAAAAAAGUUACUCACCAGUUCAGGGAAGGAGGUUGAAUAUCUUGCAUCCAUGGUCGAUCUUUUAGCUACAUGUGCCGAAGGCGAAAAUCAGUCAAUUGAAUCGCAAUGCCAGACGAUUUUUACUAUUUCAGAAUUAAUGGAUAUUUUGAAUAGUUCGGAUAUAGAUAAUAUAAAGAAAAGACCAUAUUUAAGAUUUUUCUUAUGGGUUUAUUUGAAUACAGCAGGAGGAGUUGUGGUUGACGGUCAAUCUGGAGAAGUUGGUCACCUCGAAUCAAUGUGGAAAUUCAUUAAAACUCUAACCCUGAAUUUUAUAUCUCUAGCUGAGAUAGCAGAGAGUAAUCCUGAUCUUACUAAAUCGUUGUUAAAGAAAGCACCCAGUAAAACUACCCAAAAAUCGAAUAUUAUAUCAUUGGGCAACGCCGAAGAAUUAAACGAUGCUAUGAGUAGUGGUAUGGACUCAAAAAAGAUGACAUCGUUUCAUGGAAAUUUACAUUUUGCUUUUGAUGCCGUCCUACCAUUUUUACAGGUGUUCUUUCGAACACAUUAUCAACCUGAUGCUGAAAACUACGCUAGCGAAGCAGAUAUGUUGGACGAAUUGGCGAAUUCAUUGACAAAAUUUACGAAUGCUGUUGGAGAGUCGAUAUCAAAUGCUACGCAUAUGAACAAUCUCACCUCUUGUAUGACAUCUGUUCUUAGUCAAUCAACUUUACCAGUAAAGGUGAUGGAAGAAUUUCAAGAGAAAUUCAAUCGAGCAGGACUCGUUCAAGAUCUUAAAUCGGAUAGUAGGAAGAAGUACGACGAAGAUUACGAGAAGGAAGAGGAAAUAAACGUCCUGUUAAACAUAUUUGCUAAUAAUUUUGCUGUAAUAUACGGAGGAGAAAACUCGGUAAGGGCUCAAACUGGCUAUGCCAUCGACGAAGAAUACUUCGAUCCAAUGGGUGAUGAAAAAUUACCACUCGGUCAAGAAUUUCAAGAUCAUUUGCGAAUAUUUAUUGACGAAAGAGAGAAGGAUGCUGUAAAGCGCUAUGAUUUAGCCAAAAAGCUCGUUCAGCAGCUAGAAAUUUCCGCGUCGAGUCUUCCAACAUCGGAAUUAGAAAGAAUCGAACAAGAGAGUUUGGAUAUCAAAUGUCUUCAAUUAUUGAGAGCUUUAAUUCAUAAUGAAAUUGUAAAAUUACCGGGUGAUUGGUUAACUGAUCCAAAAUCUUUUUCAAAAAUAUUAAAGAAGAUUGAAGGAGUUCAAAAUGCUUUAAAUUCUUAUGAUGCAGUAUUACAAGUUCUAUCUCAUUUGGCUAAGAAUAAUUCUGAUAUAGUACGAGAAGUUUUAGCUUUUCAGGCGGUUAUGCUGUUUGGUGGUAAUGAAAAGGUUCAGGAUAGUCUUAUAUUAUAUUUCUUAGGGACUAGAGAGGAGAAAUUCUUCUUGGCUGUUAAGACCCGUAUGCAGUUGUCUAGCCUAUCAAUUAAAGAAAGACGAUCUUUAGUUGCACAACAUCAGGAAAAGAUUAAACUCGAAAUCGAUCAGGCGAAAGCCUUAAGAAAAGCAAUGAAAGAUGGUAAAAUGGCUGAAAUGGAGGUUAUGGCGGCAAAUAAUUUCGGAUCAUUGGCUGUUGGUUCGAGAUUAAAUAUGGGUGUGUCAUCCAUGAAUCUUAAUUCCCAUAAACUACCCGGCAAUCGAAUGGGAAGCAGAAUGAUGUUGGGUAGUAGGAUAAUGGGAAGUAGAGCGAUGGGAAGUAGAAUGUUGGGUAGCAGAAUGAUGGGUAGUAGAACGAUGGGUAGUAGAACGAUGGGCAGCAGAACAUUUGGUAAAUCUAAGCGUAGAGUGUCCUCGAUAGCUAGUAAAAGAAAUCAAAUAGCCCCGACGAACAAUGGAGAGGAGUUAACAGAUGAAGCGAUUGAACAAAUGAUUCGAGAGACAAUGGGAAAUCUUGACGAGUUCGAUUGCGAAGAUGACGGCUACAUCGAACUAGUUCUCAAGUUGUUAGGUCUAAUGUGUGACGGUCAGAAUAAAACGCUACAAGAUUAUCUCAGAGAACAACCUGAUAAUAUCAAAUCAGUGAAUUUAAUAUCGGAAACUGCUGGAUUCCUUAGUUUACUCUAUUCAUCAAUUGAUGAAAAUACAAUAGGACUAGUAACCGAAUUAUUAAACACUUUGGUAGAAUUCACAUCCGGAAAUACAUCUAAUCAGCUGGUUGUUUAUGACAAUAAAAUAAUUGAUUAUAUUAAUUUUAUGCUAAGAGGAGCCCAAUUUCAAGCUUGCGAUCCAGAGAUCGUUAUGGAAUUAAAGAAGGCUAUUGUUAAUCUACUAACGGCUUUAGUGGAAGAGAGUUUACCUGAUGGACAAGGAAUUGCUGACGAUGUUGCUGAAGCAAUAGACAAUGAAAGUAUAUUUACAGUCUGUGUUGACUGUUUUAAUCGAUCAAUGACUGUCCUAAGAAUCGAGGAAGUUAUCCCAAAAGAUGAUCUGAUUGCCUUAGGUUUCAAAUAUUUUCAUUUCCUAAGGAAAGUAUUGGACUUAAGUGGUGCCACCUAUCCUUUAAAGGGAGAGAAAAGCUUAAUCUGGAAAUUUUACGAUAGGUCAACUCUAAGUAUUGAGAUAGUAAAAGGUGACGAACUUCAAAAAGUCUACUUCCGCGUUAAGGAUAAAAGCGUUCUUAGGGAAGAUGUUAAAGAAAAAUUUAAAUACGAAGUUGAUCGUUCAUCACCGAGUAAUAAACUGAGAGAUUUUAUGGAUUGGAGUAAAGAUAUUAUAAAAGAUAUUAAAUAUACAAGAAAAGUUCUCGGCAAUCCCUUUUCACGUUUCUUUGUAAAAUUUUGGUAUCAAUUCAAUAUGAUAAUGAUUUUCUUGUCUUUUGUAUUAUUUUUAUUAACUAUGAUAACUUGGGAGGCGAAUGAAAAGACUUCAGUUAUAAAGCCAGAUUAUCGAUAUAGUUCAACACCUAUUGUUACGUAUGUACUCGGAGGAUUGCAUAAUCUUGUUGCUCUUUGUGUGAUAUUAUCAUUUUUUAUAACGAAUGCUCCGGCUUUACCAAAAUUUGACAGCGUAGUCAAUUUUUUUAAGAAAUCAGACGAGACGGAGAAAGAGGAAGACGAUGAAGAUAAAGACGAAAGUAAUCUACAAGUGAACCUUGUCUCUUUCGCUACAGUUUGGUAUCUUUUAUUGUUUACGUUUUCCAUACUUGGCACAGUGUUUUGGGGUUAUUUCUUUGCAUUCCAUCUACUCCAUAUUGCCCAGUUUAAUCAAUUGUUGAGGAGAGCUAUUCAGGCUGUAACUCAGAACGGUUAUUCUUUAUUAUGGGUCUUCUUGUUUGGUCUUGUCUUCAUUUAUAUAUACGCUCUGAUAUCAUUCGCUGCGUUUAGAGAUUUAUAUCCGGGAAAGAAUGGAUUAUUCUGUCGAACUCUAUAUGAGUGUGCGGUUACUGUUCUUCAUCAUGGUUUUAUCACUGGGAUAUAUGACUUUUUAUCAAUUCCCGAGGAGAAGACAUUUACGUAUUAUUUAUAUAAAGUCAUACUAGAUCUGACAUUUUGGAUGAUUAUCACUACAAUCGGCUUGAACAUUAUCUUUGGUAUCAUCGUCGACACAUUCUCAGAAUUGCGAGAUAACAAAUGGCAAGUUGAUAACGAUAUGAGAUCUGCAUGCUUUAUUUGUUCUAAGGCUAGCUAUGAUUUUGAACAUCACGGAGGGGGCUUCGAAGAACAUAUAAAAAAGGAACACAAUCAAUGGGCCUAUCUGUUUUUCUUUAUACAUCUCGACGAAACUAGGUCAAAUGACUAUACGGCUUUGGAGCUCCACGUAUUUAGAUGUCUGGAAAAGGAGAAGUAUAAUUUCUUUCCUCUAAAUCGAUCGCUAUCGCUCAGACAUGAGGAAGAUUCGAACGAAAUGCGUCUGGAAAGUCUAGCUGAACAGGUGACUUAUUUGGUUAAUAAAAUGAGAGAAGAAGAAGCUGAAAAAGAGAAACAAAUCGAAAAGAAGAAGCAAUUAGAAUGGGAAAAACAACAUAGACACAAACAAGACAAACAAGCUUCUUCCGAUUGAAAUGUUAAAUUAUACUAUUGACUUAUUAAUUUAUUAUUUUACUUUUUCCAUCUUGUUUGUUGGCACUUCAUUUUUGUUUUAGGCUUUUUUUCUUUACUUUAUAAGACACUGCAUUUUUUUAUUGAUAUUUUUCUUUCUUUUUGUUUGUUUGUUUCAAAAACAACAAUUUAAUGGAAUAAUAUAAAUCAGUUUCUUUCCUUCUA